Molecule: messenger RNA, 1102 nt
Organism: Medioppia subpectinata
Lineage: Eukaryota; Metazoa; Arthropoda; Arachnida; Sarcoptiformes; Oppiidae
Source: the annotation of a GenBank genome assembly
AGGGACUCCCAACACCCCAUGUCUUAAUGUGACGGCAAUGCCUCGAGACUCCCAACACCCCUGGCCUCUUCCCGGUGCACAUCUCCGCCUUCACGACCAGUCGGACUAUCCAAUUGUGGACUCCCAGCACCCCUGGCCUUCUGUCUGUGCCGAUAUCUUUUCUUUUAAUGACUUAAUUGUGGUCGAAAUGCAUGCAAUGGUCGGUCAAAACCAGUGCCCUCUCAAUCCCAUUAAGGCUCGGAUCAGAUCAAUAGCUAAAUGGUUUCUAUGGAAAUAUGCGUGGUGCGACUCUUAUGCCGAUCCUCGGCUGAAGGGCUGGCCAUUAAUGAGUAGUCCGAUACCAACGCUUGUAAUACUUUCAAUAUACUUUCUAAUCGUUAAGUUUGGUCCCAUUUAUAUGAAAAAUAGACAAUCGUUUAAAUUAAAAUGGAUUUUAAUUGUUUAUAAUUUCGGAAUUACUCUUUUCAAUGCUUGGAUGGCUUUCGAGUACAACUUUAUUUGUCAACUCGUCAAUACAUCCAAUGAUCCCUUUGAAGUCAGAAUAGCGAUAGCCAUUUGGUGCUACUACUUCUCAAAGUGUAUUGAAUUGUUGGACACAAUAUUCUUCAUAUUGCGAAAGAAAGCAAAUCAAUUGACAUUCCUCCACAUUUACCAUCAUUCAUCAAUGUUCAUAUUCUGGUGGGUGGGCGCCAAGUAUGUGCCGGGAGGGUCGGCCCUAACCGGUGCGAUGGUUAACUGCUUUGUACACAUUGUAAUGUACUUUUACUACGGAUUGGCCGCUAUUGGGCCACCGAUUACUCGAUAUCUUUGGUGGAAAAAAUACUUAACUAUUUUACAAUUGAUGCAAUUCACAACUGGAGUGGUGUUGGGUCUGAACUCAAUUAUAACUAACUGUGCGUUUACCCGAUGGAUGCAAUAUGUGUUUGUCUGCUAUGCCUUCUCUUUCUUCGUAUUGUUUGGAAGAUUUUAUCAAAAGGCUUACUGUUAUGGCGAUCAGGCAUUGAAGUUAAAACCUAUUUUACAGAAGGGAAUUGAAUGGACUGAUCAGAGGUGUAACAAGAAAUGCACAAAAUUUUGUAUAAAAAUAAGUGGCGCUGAGCUA